Messenger RNA from Epinephelus fuscoguttatus (brown-marbled grouper), 1202 nucleotides. RefSeq names its product family with sequence similarity 228 member A (gene fam228a). Bases 249 to 1163 code for a protein of 304 amino acids. The record is from RefSeq and is a predicted model, not a curated record. Lineage: Eukaryota; Metazoa; Chordata; Actinopteri; Perciformes; Serranidae. The transcript is spliced from 9 exons.
CUGUAGGAGGAGGAGGAGGAGGAGGAGGAGGAAGAGGAGGCCUCUCCCUCUGCUCUCUCCAACUUACUGCCUCUGUUGAAGCCAGACCGAGAGGAGACAGCGAAAGUUAGCAGCCGAAACACUUUUUAAACUUUACAACUUAUGUUUUAAUUGACGAGCCGACCGGAAACUAAAGUAGUGUUGGUUAUUUCCGGUCAUUUAUUAACGUUUUUUUCUCGAAGUUCUGACACAAACGAGCCAACAAAGGGAUGAGGCUGAAGAGGACCAACACGGCCAGUGGUGUCAUCACCUUCCACACACCUUUCUCUCUCAGCCUGCUGAAGUCAGAGGAGUGCGUGGCAGACGUGAAGGAUGCUUCAGAGAGCAGAAGGAGCUCGUCUCAGCCGAGGAGCCCCAGUAAAUGUGUGAGAGCAGAGAAAAGGGAUGAGGCCUCACCUCCUGGGCCGCAGCAGGGGAACGACCAGGACCGGCUCUCUCACUCCUCCCUCAGACGACUGCAGGCAAAGAUGGAGACUGAAAAUCAGCAGGCGAAAGAAAUAAUCCAGCCGUUACUGGACACAGAAAAUUGUUUUGUGAAGAAGUUAGAGACAUUUCUGAACCAAUGGGACGUAACAGAGCUGAGGAGGAGGGAGCUGCAGCACAAGCGCUGGACUGAGCGUGUAUGGUUUCCCCUCCAGAGGAGAGUGGAGGAGCGAGCGUCCAGCUGCAGCCCUGUGGCGCUCAAGAGACGCCAGAGUUUAUACACUCACUACCUCCAACACUGCAACAGCAAGGGCUUUGUGUUCCUAGAGACGUAUGAUCUAAGAGAAUACAAUCCGUUUCUUCUCCGCAUCAAAAAGCCACACUACCUCAAGCUGAAGGAAAACAGAACGGCUCGUUCUUGUGAAGCAGGAUUUAAAUACACAAGAGCACAAGACGAGACUCUACCUCAGAGGGACCGUCCUUUUAGUGAGUCUGACAUCCUGCCACAGGCCUUGUUUAAUCAUCGGGCCACUGCAUCCAGAAAAAUUCCAACAGACGAUCAGUCUGCGAGGUGGAAGUCCAGCAGGCUCAACACCAUAUCACACCACAUCAGUGCCACCGCCCAACCAGAUGGAAGGUGCCAUCAGACUGGCUGCUGGAUCUCCAGAUGUGGAUGUCGCCAACAACCAGCAAGUUUAUAGCAGUUUCACCUGUUGCUUCAUCUAAAUAAAAUCCAUACU